Chara braunii is the source of this 3446-nucleotide messenger RNA. The record is from the annotation of a GenBank genome assembly. Lineage: Eukaryota; Viridiplantae; Streptophyta; Charophyceae; Charales; Characeae.
AGAGAGAGAGAGAGAGAGAGAGAGAGAGAGAGAGAGAGAGAGAAUAGUACGGAGAGCAGGGGCAUUAUUUAGCCAUGGGGAAGAAGGGGCGAGAGGAUAGGAGGCGGCGGCAGUGUCGGUCAGACCUGGUGCCUGAUGAAGAUGGAGGAGACUACGGGGAUGGCAGACGAGCGAGUGAUGAGGAGCAAGUGCAUCAGUCACAAGGCAAGAAGAAUGUCCAUCAUUCUGCACAGGUUCAUGACUCCCACCAUCAGAAAGGGAGGCACCACAGCGAGAAUGAUAGUGGAGGUCACAGACCUGAGGCAGCUGAGGGUGGCUGGAAUCAUCAGAGCAUGGAAUGCGAUCAUGAGUGGCAUGACAUACAAAGAGAACAAGCCCAUGAGAAUGGACCAGAUGGUAGCAAGUUCUAUGGAGGAAGAGUCGACUCAGAUACACAGACAUAUUUUCUAGAGGUAGGUACACUCAUUGGCCCGUCGGGGGCCAUCGAAGACGAAGAGGAGCAGCGGGCAGUGUGUGCAAAAUCCCUGGAAGAGACGAAGGGCUCAGAACUUGUUGUGGCGUGUGACCCGCACUGCAGCCGAGUAUUGGAGCUUGUACUUUCGUAUGUCGAACCAACGGAUCUUGUUGAAUUCGGACACCGUGCCGAGUUGAGAAGGGGCCAGCCGCAUUCACAGCUGUUAGCCGAGGAGCCUGCUUUGCAAUCUGGAUGGGUGCAGAUGUCCUUGAACGCAUGCUCUUCCCAUGUUGUCGAGAGCUUCUUACGAGCACUCGUGUCAUCCAUAUCGAAGAUGUCACGGACAGCUAAGGCCGAGGAGAAGCGAAAGGCAGAGAACCAUAAGGCAAACCUUCUUGCUGUGCUGGAGCUCUUGUGCAACAAGUUCGGAGAGGCCUCUCAAUGGCUCAUCAGCAACAAGUACGGCUCGCACGUGUUGAGGACGAUGAUGCAGCUGUUGAUGGGUGAGAAUAGCGACAGGGACGGUGACGCCCAUGGGCAUGGCGGGAAGGGGAAAGAGAGCUCCUUUGCUGGCCUGGCAGCUAAACUUCUCCAUGUGCAGAAAGGCGCGGCACAUACACGAGCAAAGAUACCUUACCCCUUGCUUCUCAAAGCACUAGUAAAGAAGAUCAUUCAGAAGAUCACUCCGAAGAUCGACUCUCUGUGCAUGGAUGUGUACGCAGCACCUGCCAUGCGAGUUUUGCUGUUCGCAGUCGAUGCGGUCUCCAGCAGUCCUAACGCACCGGGUGCUGGUGUCGAGGAGGGCGACAACGAGUUGACGUCAGUUCUCCAUGUUGUUGUUCUUAUUCUGAGCCGUGGGUCACAGGAGCACCUCUCCAGCUCUGUAGAGGGGCGGCAAUUGGAAGGAACGGAUGCAGAUCCUGUUCGAGAUAUGGUGCGAGGUCCGUCUGGCAGUCAUGUGGUGGAGGCCAUCUUGAGGUUGGUGUCAGACUCUGUCUUCUUGGAAAUCUUCCUUCGUUUCUUCCGCGGGCACUUGGCCUCGCUUGCCCUUCAUCCUCGUGCGAACUUUGUGGUACAGACACUGAUUGCAUGCGCAAGACACUCAGGACAAGUGAGCAUGAUGAUGGAAGAACUCGAGAGCCGUUUUGGCGAACUGCUUUUGCAUCGGCGCGCAGGGGUCGUUGCAGCAUUGCUGGCUGCUUGUGGGCGGUAUCGCGUGAAGCAGCGGGAGGCUUGCAAAGCACUCUCACAGGCACUCAGCAAGGCAGAUCUGUCUGUGUUUCCGUGCUCAAUACCUCCAUCUCUCGCUGCUUUGGCAUCCAAUGAUUUGAUCAUGAAACUCCUCUGGUAUGGCGAUUGCAACUAUGACGGAGGAGGUUGGAAGGGAAAGAAGAAGAAGAAGAAAAAGAAGAUGUCAAGGAAGCGAAUGGGUGACGAUUAUGAUGCGGAAGAUGAGGGUGGCCUCUCUGGAGGAUGGGAAGAUCUCCCGCGCAUGUCAGUGAUGGGCUCUGUCAUCCUGCAAUCUGUAUUUCAGUGUCCACCGGAGUGUUGUCAGGUGUUCUUGGAUGCAGUCGGGCGGCUAGGGCCUGAUGUCUUGAACGCGGCAGCACGUGAUCCUGGAGGGAGCAGAGUGCUGGAAGCGUACCUCAGGAGUGGAGCACCACAGAAAUCGAAAGGGAAAGUCAUUGCGAAAUUGAAAGGUCGUUUUGGAGAGUUGGCAGCAGUCCCGGCGGGCUCUCACUUCGUGGAGCGGUGCUAUUUCACUGGCGAUAUGAAGCAGAAGGAGAUGAUCGCUGCGGAGCUUGCACAUGUACAGUCUGAGCUCAGUCGGACAUCGUUCGGUAGCAUUCUGCUGAGCAAGUGCAGUGCUCAGGAGUAUGCAGCGCAACCACAGGGCUGGCACGCACAUCAGGCGGCCAAGGAAAAGUCUCGCCAGGCCUUUGUCGACCUUUUCCGGUCGGAUGGGGAUGCCGUUCCUGAAGGAACAGGACAUGAGAUGCAGCAGGCAGGGGAUGCCCAAGGAGAGGAUGAUGUUGUGAAGCCAUCGUCAAGGCCAUUGCAGGAGGGUAAGAGUGGGAGUAAAAGGAAGAGAGAUGGUGUUGAUAUGCCUGGAGACGGCGUGUCAACGAGACAGGUUUCAGCUUUGGACGAAGAUCCCGCGCUCCAGGAAGUCAUGAGUAAGCUUGGAGCAAAGAGUAAACAUUUCAAACAGUCAACCUCACAGCCAGCAUCGGCCAUCGAGGAGAGGAGUAGCAAGGGCCAGGAUGCUGUAGGCAGAUCGAGGAAGGGUGGAGGGAAAGCUGAGGGGAAGCAUCGUGACGAGGAUGGUGGAAAUGAGGAGGUUGAUGAUAUUCGGCAAGCAGUUGAUGAGAUGGAGAGACCAGCAUCUCGCAAAGACGAGAUUGACACACUCUUCUCAAGAAAGCAUGCGAGAAAGAGGCUUCGGGAAGAUGCCAACGAGUCUAUGAAGGAAGGUGAUGGUAAUACUGGCCAGGCAACAACUUCGAGCAGGACAAGCGAGCACCAGAGUGCAACGAAGAAACACAAAAAGAAGAAGGAUAGGAGUGCGCCGCCGCAGAGCGCAGAGCGAGUAUCCAAGGAGGGAGCAAGGGAAGAGGAAGGGAUAGAGGCGAAGGAAACAGCCAGGGAAGGUACUGUCAUUGACUCCUCGAUGAACAAGAUUUUGUCUGCUAUUGAGAGCUUGAAGGGGCCCAAAAAGCGUAGCAAAGAUACCUCGACAAAGGACGAAAAGGCAUCUCCAUCGAAGAAGAGAAAACCACAGUUUGUGAUGUCGUAGGAGAGAUGCACACACAGCCCAACUGUUCAAGGAGGAUUGAUACCAUUGGUUUGAACAUAGUCGAUCUCGAGUUAAUGUUUCUUUUCCGCUCCGGAUGAUGCAUUGCUGUUCCUUACUGUUGUUUCUUACCUCGCAAGGAUUGGAUUUGGUUCACCGCGUCUUUUCUGUGGCGUAUAAAUGAUGUCCCACCAAAGU